AUGCCUAUGAAUAAGAACAUCCCUAUUUCUAUCUCUAUGUCUAUGAAUAAAUUCAAGCAACAAUCUUUACCAAAUGGCCAAAAACCUAAUUUUGGUCAUUCUCCUUCUCAUUCACAUUCUCAUGCACACGCACACGCACACUCACACGCACAUCUAAACCAGCAUCCAAAUACUCAUUCCUCUUCUUAUACUAAAGGGGCAGUGACAAACUUUAACAGUGUUAUUCAUCAAAAGAAAACUCACAACAAUGAGAACAAUAGGAACAAAAACUAUUUCAAGAAUUCAAAAAAUAACGAUAAUAAUAAUAAUAAUAAUAAUAAUAAUAUAUUAUAUUAUUAUCCUUCACCAUUGCAUUCGUCUACGUCAUCAUCUUCAUCUAUCUCAUCGUCGCCAUCAUUUAGUCAACCUAAUACAUCUUUUGCAGGUAGUACAUUUGCAAAUAAUAUACCAUUAGAAUCAAGUCUACCAAAACCUAGUUUUGUUUGA
Naumovozyma dairenensis CBS 421 is the source of this 486-nucleotide messenger RNA. It is a transcript of the gene EDC2, whose product is annotated as Edc2p. The transcript has a single exon. Lineage: Eukaryota; Fungi; Ascomycota; Saccharomycetes; Saccharomycetales; Saccharomycetaceae. The record is from RefSeq and is a predicted model, not a curated record. The coding region runs from base 1 to 486 and encodes 161 amino acids.